AUAAUUUACCAUCAAUCGAUAUACAUUAGUAUUUUUCUAGUCACAUGAUGCGUGAUCAAAUAGAAAUAUAGUAUGAAAGAUCAAAUAUUUGAUGAAGGUGAGAAUAAGUUGCAUAGCGAUCGGUUUAUUAACAAAGUUGAUCACAUACCCAAUUUUGCGAAAAAGAAGCCAAAAACAUUUUAUUUAUUACAAAACUAUUUCUUUACAAAAAAAUCUUCUAACCUCCCACGAGAAGAUGGCAUGGAAACCAAAUGUAGGAACGGCAAAAUUUGCAAUGAUUCAGAUAUCUCUUUAAGUGUUAAACCCCGAAUUUUGAUUGACCAGGGCACCAUUAGUUUGGACCAAAAUGGCGAUUAUAUAAAUAAAGAUGAGAUUAGCUCUUCCAAAACCCGAUGCAAUAGCGCUCCUUUGUGCCAUCCAUAUCCGAUAGUCAAUUCAACAACCCAAGAAAAAUGUAAUACAAACAAUUACUUAUUUUCUAAAUCGCCAGAGCUCGAUAAAUUAUCUCAGCUAUCCCUUAGCGAUUCCAACUUAAGGGAUAAUGCUUAUAAUAAUAAUAAUCACUUCAGAAAUUUCUUUGAUUAUUACGAUCAAGAUUUUCUCGGAAAUUCGCCACUCUCCUCCAAGAAAAAAGCCAAACUUUUAUUCCCAUUUACAGCACCUUUACGUCUCAAGCAAUCUCGCCACCACUCUAGAAACUUAAAAUUAAACCCGGAAUGCCCAGUUUCAGAUGAUAAUACGAAAUUUCAAAUUAAUUGCCCAGAACAACUUGAAGAUAUUCCACCAAUUAAUUCUUAUACUCUGAGCAACACAACGGAUUCCUUGACAUCGUUAUCCUCAUAUUUUUCUACAUACAAAUGCUUCAAUAACCUAACACUGCCCCACAAGGAAUGCGUAAAUCAAAAGAGGAUUACAGAUGAGAAAUUUGGAAAGGGUAAUCGAGUUAUGUCUACUUUAAAAAACCAUUUGGCUUAUCUCUUAUCGCUCAAAGACAACAAUUUCAAUUAUCAAGAUUCAAACGAUGAUAAAAGAAUUCCCUCACUUCUUUUGCCAACUUGGUUCAGUCCAGGGGCAGCCAUCAAAAAUCAUCGAAAUUCGAAAACCUCUUUCUCAUCUAGCACCGGGCUUAUGCCAUUAUCUGCACCCCCACCCAAUCCUUUUUUCUCAACAUGCCAUAUUAAUAAUGUUUCAAAUGAUUUUGCUGAAUCUUCUAAGGAGAGUCAAGCCACCCUAAAAUCCAGGAAUCGCCUUAAUAUACAACAUAAUAGUGUCAAAGUUGUGACAAAUACCAGUACUCCGAAAUUCAGAAUAAUUCUAAAUCGCAAGCAGGAUAUAAUCAAAGUUACCGAGCAACUCCUAGAAGCCAUAACAAACGGUGAUUUUGAAGCCUACACCAAAAUAUGUGAUCCAAAUAUAACUGCAUUUGAACCAGAAGCUAUGGGCUACUUAGUCGAAGGAACCGACUUUCAUAAAUUCUACUUUGAAAAUGUAUUAGGUAAAAAUUCGAAAUCCAUAAACACCACGAUCCUAAAUCCUCACGUUCACCUCCUUUCCGAUGAAAUAUCGUGCAUCGCCUAUAUUCGUUUAACCCAAUAUAUCGAUAAAAGUGGAUCUCCACAUACCCAACAAUCCGAAGAGACGAGGAUUUGGCAAAAGAAAGAUGGAAAAUGGCAAAACAUUCAUUUUCAUCGGACGGGAUAUUUAAUACCUCCCAAUAUAAUGAGUAACAGCAAUUCCAAUCCAAAUUCGCUAAGUGCUAAAACCGUUAAUCACUAUAAUGUGAACAGUAAUCAUAAAUGAAAUUUACAACAAUAAAAAUAUUCCACCAUCCGUAAAAAAAUGUGCCUCAAACGAAAAUGGCCCGAAUUAUUGUUUGCGAUGACUGAAUUUUUUUACUCAUAUUUGAGAUAUUAUUUACAUGGUCUUUGGGUAUGAUAUUUCUAUGUAAAUUAAAUGUGUCUUUAUUUAUAUAACUAACUUAAACAAAUCUUUAUAAAUUAUUUUGUAAAAAAUAAACAUUCUUUUAUAAAUCAGGCAGGCAACCCUGCACAACUAACUAAAUAAUAAUUUCGCUAUUACGAAUAUUUUUUUAAUUAAUAAAACAUUUAACUAAAAUUUGCUUUACAAUUAUAUGUUAUGUAUUAGAUCAAUUUUAAGAAGUUACAGUAAAUCAAUCGUGACAAAUAAAAAAUUUUGUUAAUCCGCUUAUAAGAUAUUAUAUAUUUACUCGCCAUUAUUUUAUUAUCAUUUUAUUUUCUACCCUUUUUUGCCUAUUUUAUUAGGAAAAAAAUCU
Gordionus sp. m RMFG-2023 is the source of this 2293-nucleotide messenger RNA. Its product is annotated as calcium/calmodulin-dependent protein kinase type II delta chain-like. The record is from RefSeq and is a predicted model, not a curated record. The transcript has 5 exons. Gene Ontology annotation, biological process: protein phosphorylation. Lineage: Eukaryota; Metazoa; Nematomorpha; Gordioida; Chordodea; Parachordodidae. Gene Ontology annotation, molecular function: ATP binding; calcium/calmodulin-dependent protein kinase activity; calmodulin binding. Bases 73 to 1800 code for a protein of 575 amino acids.